Molecule: messenger RNA, 1753 nt
Organism: Aspergillus aculeatus ATCC 16872
Lineage: Eukaryota; Fungi; Ascomycota; Eurotiomycetes; Eurotiales; Aspergillaceae
Exons: 4
Coding region: 139-1629 (496 amino acids)
Biological process (GO): transmembrane transport; carbohydrate transport
Cellular component (GO): membrane
Molecular function (GO): carbohydrate:proton symporter activity
Source: RefSeq, a predicted model, not a curated record
CCACCUUUGAAAAAAAAAAUUCUUCGGGGUCACUUAAGCCUUCGAGGCCUAUAAACGGCCGCUUCAGACUCGGUCUACUCGUGCAGAGAGAUAUCUCAGCACCAUUCUCCCUAGCGAGAGGGACACCAUACCGCAACCAUGUCGCCGAUCGUGCAUCUAUCGCGCUAUGUCAGGGCCAGUAUUUUAUGCUCCCUUGGGGGGUUCCUGUUCGGGAUGGACACCGGCAUUAUCGGAUCAGUGGUCGUCAUGGAGCAAUUCACACAGAAGUUUGGCUCCUUCUCGUCUAUCGUUCACGGGCUCGUCGUCUCAGCCAUCUUGAUCCCCGCCGCUUUCUCCUCGUUCUUCGGCGGCAAACUGGCCGAUUGGGUUGGACGGCCCAGGGCCAUCAGUCUGGGGGCGCUCAUCUUCGGGGUCGGGGCGGCCAUCGAAGCGGGCGCUGUGCAUCUGGCCAUGUUCAUUGUCGGCCGUGUCGUGGAGGGACUCGGGGAGGGUCUGUAUCUGGGGACGCUGGUUGUAUACAUCUGCGAGAUCUCGCCUCCGAAGCAGCGAGGCCCGCUCACCACUGGCCCGCAGCUCUUCGUCACGGUGGGCCUCGUCGUCGGCUUCUUCACCUGCUACGGCUGCGAGCGCCUGCACUCGUCCAUGGCGUGGCGCGGCCCCUUCACUCUCCUGGCCGGUGUCUCCGUCCUUUUUGGUCUCGCGGCGUUCCUGUGGCUGCCCGAGUCCCCGCGGUGGCUCACCCUCCACAACCGCUCCGACGAGGCCACGCGCGCCUGGGAGUAUCUUCAAGUCAGCCCGGCGGAUCGGGAGGAGUUGAGCGAAGAGGACGACUACGAAGUUCACGAGGAGGCCGUCACGCACCCGCUGGCGCCGACGGGGAGCACCCUGGCCCCGAACACCCUCGAACAAGUCCUCUCGCGCCGCAGCGAGAGAUCAUUCCCGACGAAAGGUGGCCACCAGACCAGCCUGUUCGACGCGUUCAAGCCGGACGUGCGCAACCGGACGCUUUUGGGUCUAUUCCUGAUGUCCAUGCAACAGCUUGCCGGGAUUGACGGGGUCCUCUACUACGCCCCGCUCCUUUUCGAACAAGCAGGCAUGACCUCCGACCAAGCCAGCUUCCUCGCCUCCGGCGUGUCGGGGAUCGUCAUCUUCGCCGUGACGGUGCCCGCGCUCAUCUAUGCCGACAGCUGGGGCCGGCGCCACAACGUCAUUCUGGGCGGCCUGGGGCUGACGGUCACCAUGCUGGUGAUCGGUGCGCUGUACGCCGCCGACGCCGUCCACGAGUCCACGGGCGCCGGCCGCUGGGUCGUCAUCAUCGCCAUCUACCUGUUCGCCGCCAUCUACAGCGUCUCCUGGGCCGUCAGCUGCAAGGUCUAUGCCGCCGAGAUCCAGCCCCAGCGCACCCGCGCCUCCGCCACCUGUCUCGCGCACGGCGCCAACUGGGUCUCGAACUUCUUUGUCGCCUUGAUCACCCCAGUGUUACUGGCGAAGAGUAGCUGCGCGGCGUAUUUCUUGUUCGGCGGGUUUACGCUCGUCACAGCGGCGGUGUGUUGGGUGUGGAUGCCGGAGACGAAGGGGAAGUCAUUGGAGGAGGUGGAGAGGUCGUUUGUCAGGGGGAAGGAGGGUUAACUGGGGCUUGGUCCGGUCGGGGCUGUGUUUGGGAUGUGAUGCUGGUUGUCGUACUGUUUUGAUUCUCAUCGUAUUAGCCUAUACAAAAAAGCCGGUUGUCCACGGCGGGCUGUUUGGAGACAGG